This is a messenger RNA of Linum tenue, 240 nucleotides long. Lineage: Eukaryota; Viridiplantae; Streptophyta; Magnoliopsida; Malpighiales; Linaceae. The record is from the annotation of a GenBank genome assembly.
AUGGGGAUCGGGCUUUUGGCGUUGUUCUCGUCGAUAGCUGCGAUGUUGGCUGCUUUUGGUGCGUCACUUCACAUUGUUUUGUCUCGUAAAAUGAGGUGGAUAUUUGCUCUGAUUGGGAUGGUGGCAUAUGUGCCAUCCAUUCUGUUUGUGUUCUUGCAGUUCCCUUUGUUGGUUGAGCUGGUUUUCUCAAGGUUUGGUCCUAGUAUUUUUGGGAAUCAAAGUGAUGAGAUUAUCGCUUGA